Molecule: messenger RNA, 382 nt
Organism: Nestor notabilis (Kea)
Lineage: Eukaryota; Metazoa; Chordata; Aves; Psittaciformes; Psittacidae
Product: transmembrane protein 178B-like
Exons: 1
Cellular component (GO): membrane
Source: RefSeq, a predicted model, not a curated record
AUGGCUGCUGGAAGGUUACUGCUGUAUGCUGGCCUCUCUUUAGCUCUGUGUGCCCUGGGCAUGCUGGCUGUGGCGAUCUGCUCUGACCAUUGGUAUGAAACUGAUGCCAGGAAGCACAGAGAGAGGUGCAAGAGCAUCACCACUAAGAGAAAUGAUCCUGGCUUCAUUUAUAACUCCAACAACAACCUGCCUCUCAGGGCCAGCAGGUCUAGGUUGGACCGUUGGGAAGGGAAACUCCUCUUGGCAAGAAACAGGAGGCAGAUCUUUGCUAUGAGCGCAGUCGAUGAGUGCAACAGACAGUACAACUCGACCAACAUGGGGCUUUGGAGGAAAUGCCACCGACAAGGGUUUGACCAAGAGCUGGAGGAGCUGAUUGCCAAAG